Messenger RNA from Rotaria socialis, 879 nucleotides. The record is from the annotation of a GenBank genome assembly. Lineage: Eukaryota; Metazoa; Rotifera; Eurotatoria; Philodinida; Philodinidae.
AUGGCAACAUCAGUGCGUAAUGUCGACAGGUUUUCAUGUGUAACAUCCCGCUUUCUUUUACCUACUUUUCGUCGUCCAUCUUAUCGUGAAAUAAUUCGCCUUGAUGUUGAAUGCGAUCCAGCGAAUGAAGUUUUUUUCAGAUGGACAAAAGAAGAGGGACAGUAUUAUAAUCUUAUUAGUACAGCUCUUCUUGACGAUGACUAUGAAGUAUUAAAAAACAAUGCAAAAUUUAUCAAUAGUUUAAGAACGGCCAUUCGAAAUAAUAAUCAAAAAGACUCUUUAAAAGUCUAUCGUGGUUUAAGUCUAACAAGUGAACAUGUUAAACACGAAUAUAAAGAAGGUCUACAAUUCUUGUGGCCAACAUUUACGUGUACAUCAAGAGACAAAGAUGUAGCACAUAGUUUUGGUAAUUAUAUGUUUGAAAUCGAAGCAUCAGAAGAUGAUUGGACGUAUCGUACUGAUAUUUCACAAUAUUCUGAGUUUCCCGAAGAACAAGAAGUUCUCUUCUAUCCAUACAGUGGAUAUGUUGUAAAGAAUAUUAUGCAUGAUGCAAAAAUCAUUCAAUUAAAAUGUAUCGACACACUAGAUGUUGAAUUAAUCGGUCAAACACUUGUUCCAAACAAGGUUAAAAUUUCUGAUCCAUCAAGAAACAUGUUUGUUCAUUUUCAUAAAGAUAGCGCAGAUGUUCACUGGUCUCGUGCUGACAACUCAGACGAAAUGUUUCUCAUCGCUGAGAAUGGAAAUGGCUACUGGGAUGCGCCUUAUCGUUAUCAUCAUCGUAAUGGAUAUUUUAUAGACAAAGGAAACGAUCUGUGGGAAGAAUAUCAUGACAACAAGUUUAUCGCAAAAUUUACCAGGAUUUAUGAAGAUGAUGACUAA